Molecule: messenger RNA, 3640 nt
Organism: Cryptomeria japonica (Japanese cedar)
Lineage: Eukaryota; Viridiplantae; Streptophyta; Pinopsida; Cupressales; Cupressaceae
Product: phosphatidylinositol 4-kinase gamma 6
Exons: 4
Coding region: 1078-3090 (670 amino acids)
Source: RefSeq, a predicted model, not a curated record
UGUUUAAAAAUUCCUCCCCUUCUUUCUUUCUUCUACAAGACGUUAGAAGAAGGAAGUGAGGAAGGGAGAGCAGUUACACUAGCUCUAUACAUUUUUAAACUUGCUGCUCAAACCUCCCUUUCUUUCCUAUUCUGCACUCCAACGCUCUUUAUCCUUUUUGGUCCGCCUUGAAUUUUUCACAGAAAGGGGUAGGGGUUCGUGCUAGCGGUUUCUAACUUUUUUCUUUACUGUCACUUUGUCUCCCUGUUAAUGGUAGGGUUGUGCGCUCUUCUCUCGGACCAGACCCUUUUUUCUCCCUUAUCUUUGCUUUCCAGUUUAGUUUGUUUGUCUUCCCGACCUGUCAUUAUCUCAGGUGGUCUGUCAUUAUCAAGGGAGGCCAGGGGGAAAUUGGUGGAUGGUGCAACCCCUUCCCAGCAUACCAAUCGACAUUUGACGGAAAUAUCAUAUAAGAUAUGAGAUCAGAGUUUUCCUUCAAUCUUAAUAGAAGAGAUGCUGAAGUUCUUGUGUUCUAUUUUCAGUAGAGCAUUUUCCCUGGGGUAAUUUGGGGAGAAACAAACAGUUUCUUCUGAUCUUGCCCUUUGUUAGAUUGGUUGGGUGCUUACAUGUAAGAACUCCACUCCCGCGAAAGGGUAUUGCAGUAAUUUGAUUCCUAUCAUUUGAGAUUUUGUACUUUUUGGACUCAUCAAGUUCCAUGGCUCUUGAAGGGUACACAUAUUCCAAGUACUGUUGUUUUACUGUUUGCAGAUUAUGUCUUCUAAUAUUAAGAAGAUCUAGGCCGUGGUCAAUAUUUGUGUAGCUUCUAUGGUUUACUUCUUCAGGCUUUCAGCUAUCUUUUCUCAGAGUUAACAGUGCAGUUAACCAAGGAUUCUGGCUACCUGGAUUUAGGAGUGGCAUUUUGUUUCAACUCUUCCCGUUGAUGACAUAGUCAAAUGAUUGUAUGCCCUUGGUUGGAAAGGUUUAUAAGUCUUUAGUGGCUUUCCAGCCUUGGGUGAUUCUUGUUGCUGACAGUUAAGCAAUAACCAGUUGCCGACUUAUUCAUCUGGUUGUUCUCUAAUUACUAAUUAGUAAUUUCCUACCAUGUCUUCCAGUUCUAGUCCAGUGCGCCUUCAAGCACCAGCUCCAGUGCUUGACAGAGUUCCUAGCGGGGUAUCUAGUAUGUACAGAAGAGAAAUGGGCCUCCGUCGACUUUUUGUGCAGACAGAUAUUGGUAAUGUCUUGGGUAUAGAGGUGGACAGGGACGACAAGGUUCAGACAAUAAAAAAGAAGCUCCAGGUAGCACUGUGUCUGCCAACAGAGCAGAGUGCCCUUACAUUUGGAGAUGUGGUGCUAGAACAUGAUUUCAAUGAAGUACGAAAUGAUUCUCCUAUUUUGCUCAUAAGAGGACUGUACAGAACCUCAUCAACGCCUUGUAUUUCACCUGUUGUAGGCAAGAUAAAUUCGAAGGGCCGUAACAAACCUCUGGAGAUUAUAGGUGGAUCUCAUGGAUGCCCUAAAGUCAGGCAAUUGGUUAGACAAUGUGUGAAAGCUUUGGAUAAUGGGGUUGAACCAAUUCCUGCUGAUGGUGGUUUAGGAGGAGCAUAUUUCAUUCAAAAUUCUGCAGGGAAAAAGAUUGCUAUAGUUAAACCUACAGAUGAAGAGCCAUUCGCUCCCAAUAAUCCAAAUGGUUUUGUGGGGAAGACACUAGGACAGCCAGGUCUUAAGAGGUCCAUAAGAAUUGGAGAGACUGGCAUUAGAGAGGUGGCUGCAUAUUUACUGGAUCAUGACCACUUUGCAAAAGUACCACCUACAGCUCUCGUUAAAGCUACUCAUUCAAAUUUCAAUGUGAACACUACUGUAUUGCCUUGUAACUCAGAGCCCUUUGUAAAGAUUGGAUCCCUUCAGAGAUUUGUACCACAUGAAUAUGAUGCAAGCGAACAUGGUACAUCUCAGUUUCCCGUAGGAGCUGUACAUAGAAUAGGUAUUCUUGAUGUGAGAAUUUUGAACACUGACAGACAUGCAGGCAAUAUUCUUGUAAAAAGGUUAGCAGAAGAAAAAUGUAAUAAUUGGACAUUGUUUGAUUUGCGUGUAUAUGAUGCACUGGAGUUGAUACCGAUUGACCAUGGACUUUGUUUACCAGAAGCAAUCGAUGAUCCUUAUUUCGAGUGGCUUCAUUGGCCGCAGGCUUCCUUGCCCUUCUCAGAGGAAGAGUUGGAGUAUAUCAAAAACCUGAAUGCAGCAAGUGAUGCUGAGUUGCUACGUAAAGAAUUACCUAUGCUGAGGGAAUCUUGCUUGAGGGUCCUAAUGAUAACUACUGCCUUUUUGCAAAAAGCAGCUGUAGCUGGUUUAUCACUUGCAGAAAUUGGAAGCAUGAUGACCAGAGAAAUUGGUACAAUGGAUCAUGAACUAAGCGAGCUUGAAAAUAUUUGCAUUCUAGCCAAGUUGGAUGCAGAUCAUGAACUCUCACUAGUUCGAUCAUCUCGCUCUCUGGUUAAAAGUAUUGCAGAUGAACUGUCUCUUCAAUUACAUAUGGAUCAAGAAGACCACCAGAUUGGAUUGUCAUCCAUGUCAAAAAGAGAAUGCUCUAGUCUCCCUCAGUCUUCCAUUACUCUGCAGCACGAAACUUCUAAAACCUCUUCUGUUUUGUUCAAGCCAAGUGAAUCUACUCAAAGUUUCUUUUGCUUCAAUCCUAUCAAAGGAUCUAGUGCAAUCUCAGAUGUUUUAGAAGAGGCAACUCUUGAUCUUGAUGAAGAAUCAGCAGCAACGGUCCCUAAAAAUCAAGGAGCUUCUGUUGUUGACCCUAAAACAGUAAGAAAAAAAUGUGGUAAAAGAAAUAUUGGGAGCAACAGCAGCAGUAGUAAAAGGGGGAUACAUGGUAUUGCUGAAGCACGAAGUGAGCCUAGCACGAGGGCAGUAAGCUCCCAAAAAAAAGCUCAGACAACUCAAGAUCGCAGUGGAGAAAAUCUGGUUGGUUUAAAUUUGAAUGAAAUGGCUGAAGAGGAGUGGAGCAUAUUUAUGGAGUGCUUUCAACGGCUACUGCCUGAGGCUUUUGCAAACCGGAAAGCAAGGAAUCUCUGCCUGAUGUCGAGACUAGGAACUUCUUGUCAGUUUUGAUAAUUUUUGAAUAUGCAUAAUGUACAACUACAAUCUAUCAUGGGUGGAUAGAUACUAUUGCUGAUGCAAGUUAACAGUGUUUGGAUGUCCUACUGGUUAAGAUCAGUGAAUACAAAGGUUCACACGGCAUGAUUGCAACGGAAGAACCUUGCCUACUUUCAUCCUGUUCAGUACAGUAAACCUUUCCUUUUUUGUGGGCAGAGAUGCUAUUUCCUGUGAAGAAAUUUGGAAAGGUGGAUGGUGAUUUUUUGAUUUGAUUUGACUUGAUGUCAAUCAACCAAGACCAUGCUUGUGUAUACAUACAUAUAUAUGUAUAGAGAGAGAGAGAAUUCAGUCUUUACAUCCUGUGCUAUUUUGGUUAAUUGUCAUAGAAUAAAAUGCAUAGGUGUGGCAUACUUUCUUUAAUGCCAAGCUCAAUCUCAAUCAUAGUUUAAUUCCAAACAAUAAACAACCACGAUCGUGUUUGCACUAAUAUGAAAAGAUAUUUCUCACAGAACCGAUGACAUCACUGAUUUGCCUAUACGGAGAAGAAUCUAACUUUGUUUCUUGA